This is a messenger RNA of Nematocida homosporus, 621 nucleotides long. RefSeq lists its product as uncharacterized. Lineage: Eukaryota; Fungi; Microsporidia. Bases 1 to 621 code for a protein of 206 amino acids. The record is from RefSeq and is a predicted model, not a curated record. The transcript has a single exon. Gene Ontology annotation, molecular function: protein binding.
AUGGAGACUCCUUUAGAAUCUCAUUCGGAUAACUUAAGUUUAGAGGAGCCAGUUGAAUUUAUUAAGCUUUUUGAACUCGUUUCGGCUGGUGACUUAAAGAGUAUUAAGAAUGCUUUGUGUGUCUACGAAAUAACUCAUGGGAAAGUGUUUAAUUUACGGAUUGUUAAUAAGUAUGGGUUGUACUUGAUUCAUUCGGCCGCUUAUUAUGGACAGAGGGAGACAGUUGAAUUUCUUCUCUCCUCUGUAAGUGAAGUAGAAGAACGAGAUACGACUAUGUAUGAGGCCAUUACUUCGGAUAAUUUGUCUUUUGAAAGUAAUGAUACAGAAAUGAUGUCAAACGAAUCAAAAAUCGUACCUAUUACAUUUGGUCAUGCUAAAUCUCCUUCCAGUUUUAUUAAUGUCAGAUCUCUAGAUCAAGGAGCUACUCCCUUGCACUUUGCGGCUAUGGGGGGUAAUAAGAACAAUAUUAUACUCUAUUUGUUGGCCUGUGGGGCAGAUCCUCGUUUGAAAGACAUUAAGGGAAUGACUCCGCCAGAACUAGCUAGAGCCCAUGGCCACAAGAAGACCGAAAAGACCAUUCGGAAGUACAUUCAAGCUAUCAAUAGCAAAAUGUCACAUUAA